AUGGCUUCCAUUGGAACGAUUUAUACGUACCCGUUCAAUCCUCGGGUGAUGAAGGUUCAAGCGGCUGCGGCCCUGAACGGACGUACGGUGGAUAUUGCCCCGGAUUUUAUCAUGACCAAAACCAACAAAUCACCCGAGUUUCUACGCGAUUUUCCUCUGGGCAAGGUGCCAACCUUCAAGAGUGUGACCGGUAUCAAACUCUUCGAGUCAGAUGCCAUUGCGCAGUACGCCGCUGAAAGUGGACCCGCCAGCAGCCAGCUGCUGGGCUCCUCUGUGGACGAGCGUGCCCUGAUUCGUCAGUGGACCGAAUUCGCCGACCACGAGCUAUUCGAGCCCUUGCAGAAUAUGGUGCUCUGGCGCUACAGCAUGGCUCCGUUCGACGAACCUCUCGAAGCGACUUCCUUUCAGCGGCUGGAAGUCUCCCUCUGCGUUCUGGAGGGGCAUCUUCAGGAUCGCGAAUAUCUAGCGUCAGGACAUGUCAGCAUGGCUGACCUUUCCGUCGCGGCGGCAAUGUACUGGGGCUUUGGACAAGUUGUGGAUGCGGACAUGCGGUCCAAGUAUCCUUUGACGGUGGAAUGGUACCUGCGAGUGAUCGAACAGGAGGGGGUCAAGCAGGCAUUUGGCGAGCCGAACUUCAUUGAAAAUCGGGUUGUCUCACCGGAUGGGAACGCUCGGUAG
Aspergillus thermomutatus is the source of this 678-nucleotide messenger RNA. RefSeq names its product glutathione S-transferase family protein. Gene Ontology annotation, cellular component: nucleus; cytoplasm. The record is from RefSeq and is a predicted model, not a curated record. Bases 1 to 678 code for a protein of 225 amino acids. The transcript has 2 exons. Gene Ontology annotation, biological process: translational elongation. NCBI's taxonomy places the organism in Eukaryota, Fungi, Ascomycota, Eurotiomycetes, Eurotiales, Aspergillaceae.